Lutzomyia longipalpis is the source of this 516-nucleotide messenger RNA. RefSeq lists its product as uncharacterized. The record is from RefSeq and is a predicted model, not a curated record. Gene Ontology annotation, biological process: cellular response to amino acid stimulus; positive regulation of TORC1 signaling. Bases 98 to 373 code for a protein of 91 amino acids. NCBI's taxonomy places the organism in Eukaryota, Metazoa, Arthropoda, Insecta, Diptera, Psychodidae. Gene Ontology annotation, cellular component: cytoplasm; lysosome; Ragulator complex. The transcript has 3 exons. Gene Ontology annotation, molecular function: guanyl-nucleotide exchange factor activity.
AAAUAAUUCACUUAAAUUUUAGUUUGAUUUCAUUUUCUUUGUAAACAAGUGAUUAAUUUUUUCAGCCCUCAAUUUCUCAUUAAAAUAAGAUUGAUCAAUGGAUUCCAACUUGGAAACGUUCUGCAGGGAAAUCUUGGAAACCCCCAAUACGGAGGGCUGUCUUCUGGCAAAUGGUCAGGGAUUGUGCAUUGAGGCAAAGGGCAAAGUUGCAUCACCCGAAUCAUCAGGAAUUUUGGUGGCUCUCUCAGAGCAAGCAGCAAAACUCGAACCAAACAGCAACCCGCCCACUGUUGUACUCGAUUACAAAGAUCUGACGUGCUUUAUUCAAAAACAUGACUCUCAUACCACAGCAGUCUAUCGGAGGAAGAAGUAAGAGGAUUUGUAAAUGGAUGGGAAUAUGGGGCAAUCACACUUUUGUAUAAGUAAUUCUGAGCCGCUGCAACUUCCUCGUGGCAACAAUUGAGCAUGUAAAAAUAAGCUUCAUGGUGAGAAUAAUAAAGCAUACAAGGAGGUAAA